Molecule: messenger RNA, 864 nt
Organism: Dichomitus squalens LYAD-421 SS1
Lineage: Eukaryota; Fungi; Basidiomycota; Agaricomycetes; Polyporales; Polyporaceae
Exons: 5
Coding region: 1-864 (287 amino acids)
Source: RefSeq, a predicted model, not a curated record
AUGAAGCAGAAGAAGAGUCAACACGUCGAGGAUCAAGCUGGGGACAGUGCCGAUGCUGAGGAUGAUGGUGUGGAUGGGCUUCCACCCGAAUCAGAAGACGGCAGCAGCGACAAGGAUGCUAUUGCAUCCCUCCAGGCUUCUCUCAUGCGUCGGCAGACCACUGCAGUGACGCCAGGCCCUGCUGCCCGCAUCCGACGUUGUGAGGGGCACCAACAAGAUUCACUGGCACCUGAUGUGGUGUCCACCCCGUCCACGUCUGAACAGCGGACGUUGAUGGUCCCGCAGGCUGCAGUCUCUCCCAACUCUGUUCCUUCGACUCCAGCUACCCCCGCACCUGCCAACGCCCCACAGUCAAUUUGCAACUCUGAUGACUCCAGCGAGACUUUUGAUGUUGCUACUGGGCACAAAGAGAAGUACAGCGAGCACGCCCUCAUAGGUCGCUCUCUGGAGAUCGCUUUUUUUUCAAAUACGCGCACUGGUGUCGGCUUCCUGCACUCGGAAUUUUUCGAUCCGAUUCCCGAUCAAGCACUUGCGUUCGUGCACACUUUUAUCCACGCGCACAUCUGCGAGUGGUUCACUGGCCGCCACAUCAGGGAAGACUUUUCAGAGGUCAAGAAUGCUACGUUCUAUGCAGGUUUUCUGGCCGAUCUACAAUCGUAUGGCAGCAAAAAUCCCUCCGCAUGGCUCAACAUCCGCAAGCGUAUGUAUUCAAGUGCAUUCACUGCAAGUGGUGGGGCCACACUUCGGGCACAGAUCACUCGAGUGUCAACAUUCGCUAUGGAGGCCGCUACAGCAGAGCUCGAGGGACGGACCGGUCUCACUGACAGUGAGACCGAGGGCGAAGCUAGGGCGGGCGGACUUUGA